Messenger RNA from Branchiostoma floridae (Florida lancelet), 363 nucleotides. Its product is annotated as tyrosine-protein kinase receptor Tie-1-like. Bases 1 to 363 code for a protein of 120 amino acids. NCBI's taxonomy places the organism in Eukaryota, Metazoa, Chordata, Leptocardii, Amphioxiformes, Branchiostomatidae. The record is from RefSeq and is a predicted model, not a curated record. The transcript is spliced from 4 exons. Gene Ontology annotation, biological process: protein phosphorylation; multicellular organism development; positive regulation of kinase activity. Gene Ontology annotation, molecular function: transmembrane receptor protein tyrosine kinase activity; ATP binding. Gene Ontology annotation, cellular component: signaling receptor complex.
AUGGCACCCGAAUCGCUGUUCCACCGAAAGUACACCUCCAAGACUGACGUGUGGUCGUUCGGAGUGCUGCUUUGGGAGAUCGUCACCCUCGGAGCCACGCCCUAUCCAGGAAUGUCCAAACAUGACGUAAUGGACAGUGUGCAGCAAGGCUACAGGAUGAGGAAACCGCCGCACUGUGAUAGCAGCCUCUACAGCCUCAUGCUGAGUUGCUGGAAUGAUCAUCCUGACCAGAGGCCUGAGUUCCAGAACAUCGAGGAGACUCUGCGAACACUGAUGCAAAGGGAACAGGACUACAUCAAUCUGUCCCGCCUGGAUGAGGAUAAAUACACAAGCCUCCGGACUGUUACAGACGAGAAGUACUAG